Cydia strobilella is the source of this 1220-nucleotide messenger RNA. It is a transcript of the gene Alg-2, whose product is annotated as programmed cell death protein 6. Bases 153 to 686 code for a protein of 177 amino acids. The transcript is spliced from 5 exons. Gene Ontology annotation, molecular function: calcium ion binding. The record is from RefSeq and is a predicted model, not a curated record. NCBI's taxonomy places the organism in Eukaryota, Metazoa, Arthropoda, Insecta, Lepidoptera, Tortricidae.
UGGUCAAGAAUGGUCCUACUCACCUCAUCUAUUUGCAAAAACUGAUUUAGAAUUAUUGUAGCACUGUUUUUGGUGUAUUGGAAUUUUUCGAACGUGUAGAUCAAAUCGCUUUUUGGUUUGUAGGAUUUUGUUAAAUAUCGCAACUUCAUAAAAUGUCAUUCCAAUCACCAAUGCCUAGCCGGGAGUUCCUUUGGGAUAUCUUUAGACGAGUGGACAAAGACCGCAGUGGGUAUAUAUCAGCUGAUGAGCUUCAACAAGCUUUGUCAAAUGGCACCUGGAACCCAUUCAACCCAGAAACAGUAAGACUUAUGAUUGGUAUGUUUGACAAACAGAAUAGAGGUGUCAUAUCAUUUGAAGAUUUUGGCGCACUAUGGAAAUAUGUCACAGAUUGGCAAAAUUGCUUUCGCUCAUUUGAUAGAGAUAACUCUGGAAAUAUAGACAGGCAAGAACUGAAGAAUGCUCUCACAGCAUUUGGGUACCGGCUAUCUGAUGAAGUUGUGGGCAUUAUGGUCCAAAAAUUUGAUAGAUUUGGACGAGGCACAAUUUUGUUCGAUGAUUUCAUCCAAUGUUGUGUCACUUUAUAUACUUUGACUUCGGCAUUUCGUCAAUUUGACACUGAUCAAGAUGGAGUGAUCACAAUCCACUACGAACAGUUCCUGAAGAUGGUAUUCGGCCUAAAGGUAUAAACAUGGAGCAUGGAGAUGCUUUUACCACCUUCUAGGUUUCUGUUAAACACAGUGCUUAGCAAGCAAAUAACAUUACUUUUUGUAAUAUUCAUUAAUAUGUCUACGCAAUUUUAAAUGUUAUUUGCUAGAUAUAAGUUCUGUAAUUGAAAUUAUUAGGUACAGUCGCCUGCAAUAAUAUGUUAACACCGAAGGUCGCAGAAAUAUCUGUCACAGUCUUAUUUUUUCUUAUUUAGAGAGAUUAAGAGCGUGUCACGGCACAUAUUUUUGCGGCCUUCGUUGUGUUUGUGUACUAUAUUAUUGCAGGUGACCGUACGUGUUAUGUAUGUUACAAUUAAUAUACCUAUAUGUACAUACAUUUCUGUUAUGAUGGUCAGCGUGCAAAAUUCGAUAACAUUAUUACUUGUUAAAUUACUUCAGCGAGGGAAAGUGAACCGCUGUAUUAGGUUUUAUGUUGAGAAAACAGCUUGAUUUGUUUCCGCAGUAUUUUAGUCUAUUAAUCUGAUUUUAUUAUAAUACACAAAAAUGAUUAUUUUA